AUGGACAACAAGAACGGCGAGUUGCAGCCGUCCGCUGCGGGCAAGAACACCACGACGAUCGGGCACAAGCUCCAAGACCCCGCCCGCGCGAUCUACGGCUGGAGACUUCAUAUCUGCAUGCUAGGCCUAGCAUUAGCUCUGUUCCUUUCCGCGUUAGAGACCACCAUCAUCGCCACGGCUCUCACCACGAUCGGGACUCAUUUCAAUGACUACAACAAAGUUGGCUGGGUGGUAACAGCGUUUCUGGUAACCAACAGCGGCUUCAUUCUCACCUACUCCAAGUUGACCGACAUCUUUGGCCAACGAAAUAUCCUUCUAUUCGCCUUGGCAUGGUUCGCCCUCUUCUCGGGACUUUGCGCUGCGGCUCAGUCGAUGACUUUGACGCAUUUAAUUGUCUUUCGCGCUCUUCAGGGAAUCGGCGGUUCCGGCAUAUUCUCCGUUGUCUUUGUCUCCGUGAUUGAUAUCUGCCCUGCUCGAUGGUUGGGGCCGUAUUCAGCAGCAGUGAGCUCGGUAUUCGCCCUCGCAAGCAUCCUCGGCCCAAUCCUUGGAGGAGUGAUCAGCGACACCGGGGACUGGAAAUGGAUCUUCCUCCUGAAUGUGCCCGCAGCAGGAAUUGCUGGCGCCGUCCUCGUCUGGUCCUUCCCUAAAGAUGAUAUGGACUUCGGCAAGUCCGUCUUCAAACGCAUUGACUUCAUUGGGUCGCUGUUGUCCAUCGGAUCGGCUGUCUUGUUGCUUUACGGACUUCAGACUGGAGGCGCAGAGCACCCGUGGAGCGACUCCAGAAUCGUCGGGACUAUCGUGGCAGGCGGUAUUGCCGUCGUGUUUUUCUUCCUCUACGAAUGGUUUAUUCAGCGUAACUCGGCAGCCGUCAUCGAGCCGGUGAUGCCUUUCCGUCUCUUCAAGAUUCCGAGAGUUACUUUCCUACUACUCACUGCCUUCUUCCAAGGCGCCGUAUUCUAUGCGGUCGUCAUCGUGCUCCCGCAACUAAACCAGCUUGUCCAUCUGAACUCCGCCACAAUGGCAGGCAUUCGAUUACUACCCCUUCUCCUGGUGUCAUCCUUCUGCUCCAUGUUUUCCGGGAUAGCGCUAUCCAAGACGACUCGUUACGGCUGGUACACAAUCACCAUCAGUACCGUUCUCGUUGUCCUGGGCGUGGGCCUCCUUGUCGAAAUCCCGUUCAGCGAGAAGGUCCUAGACAGAUACUACGGUUACGAAGUCAUCAUCGGCGUAGGCAUGGGCACUGCGGUGCCCAUUCUCAUGGUGAUGGGACGAGUAGAGGUUGAAGACCGAGACAAUGCCGCCAUGAUGGGCGCCUACAACACCAUCCGUACAAUGGGAGGCUGCAUAGCAAUCUCAGUCUGCUCGGCAAUCCUGCAUAGCGAGAUGCCCAAGCGUCUCGAUUCGUUGCCGGAGGAUGUAAUGAGGUCACUCCUGGCUUCGCCCACAACGGUGUUGCCCCAGCUGGAGAAACCCGUCGCUUUAAUGGUGCGCAAGACAUACAAUGAUGUGUAUCGCCUGCAGUUGAUUGCGGUAACUGUCUUCGCUGCUGCUAUGCUUGUCUUCUCCGUGCCGCCCCUAUUCCUCCACGCAAGGUCGAUGGCUUCGGAAAAGAAUGGGGAAGAAAGCAGAGAACGUGACACACAGAGUCCCGAAGAGAAGCAGAAUGCCGUCUAG
Molecule: messenger RNA, 1674 nt
Organism: Colletotrichum gloeosporioides
Lineage: Eukaryota; Fungi; Ascomycota; Sordariomycetes; Glomerellales; Glomerellaceae
Product: Multidrug resistance protein 3
Exons: 7
Coding region: 1-1674 (557 amino acids)
Biological process (GO): transmembrane transport
Molecular function (GO): transmembrane transporter activity
Source: RefSeq, a predicted model, not a curated record